This is a messenger RNA of Myxocyprinus asiaticus (Chinese sucker), 2582 nucleotides long. It is a transcript of the gene lrrc15, whose product is annotated as leucine rich repeat containing 15. Gene Ontology annotation, molecular function: protein binding. Lineage: Eukaryota; Metazoa; Chordata; Actinopteri; Cypriniformes; Catostomidae. Gene Ontology annotation, cellular component: extracellular matrix. Bases 226 to 1968 code for a protein of 580 amino acids. The transcript is spliced from 2 exons. The record is from RefSeq and is a predicted model, not a curated record.
AUAAUGUGGGUAAGUACACAAGAGCUUUUGUGCUGCACUGACAGACCACUGCAGUCAACGGUUGACGGUAAAGAGGAUAGCAGAAAAGUCAUGAGGAGGUAGAAAGGAAUCUGACAAAGAAAACAGUGCAUAUUUUUAAAAUAAAUUUGGGAAACUGUUUUGUGAGGAGAGGGGAGCAAAGGACUUAUAUCUCUAAGAAGUAUUAUUUUGAAUUCAAGGGAGUCAAUGGACCUGGUUUGGUAUAUAAUUCUUGGUACCUGUGCCAUGAAUGCUCUUGUUUUUGCUUGUCCAGAUCACUGCCAGUGUGGGGAGGGCAACAUCUUUUGCGAAGGCUUUAUAAUAAAAGAAUUUCCAGUCUCCAUCCCCCCAACCACCAGUUACAUCAAAUUGUCCAACACCAGCAUACCCUUAUUAAAAGCAGAUGAUUUUAAGACAUUCGCAGAGACACUCACUGUGUUUUUAGCAAGGGAUUCAAAAAUUGCUGUGGUGCAACCUCAUACUUUUGACCAGACGCAGAAACUUGUUACCUUAUGUUUCAAUGGGACAGAACUAACCUCUCUACCAGAAGAUCUGUUUCAGAAUCUGAAGAACUUGACUACUCUACAGCUAAGUAACAGCAAACUAGAUGUUCUCCCACCAUCUCUUCUCAAGCCUCUCAGAGCUUUGAAAAGUUUAGACCUUAGCAAAAACAUGCUAACUUCUCUGCCAGAAGAUACUUUUCAGGGUUUAGAACAGCUGCAAGAGCUCAUGUUGCAGAGAAACUUCAUCAGAAAGCUUCAUGGCAGGACUUUUCAAGGACUCAGUAAGCUUAAAACCCUGCUCCUGCAGCAAAAUGAUCUACAGGAGAUACCAGCAGGUAUCUUUGAUGACCUGGUGAACCUUGAGUUAUUGCAUCUCCGGGACAACAAAAUCACACAGCUACCAGCCAAUCUUUUCUCAGAGCUACAGAAGCUGAAUAAACUCUUCCUCUCCAACAAUAGGUUAUCAGUGCUUUCCAAUGCAAUCUUUAUGAAUCUUCCCAGCCUUACUCAAAUCACCCUUUUCGAGAACCAACUCAGGAGUUUGUUGCCUGGGACUUUUGGUCCAAUGCCCAUCCAACAGCUCUGGCUAUAUGACAACAUGUUAACCCACCUUGAGGAGAAUGUGUUCAGCAACUUAACUGAGGUUCGCCUUUUGGUGCUUAGUAGGAACCAGAUUCAGCACAUAACUCCUGGGGCUUUCAAUGGUUUGAUGCAGUUAGGGGAGGUCUCGCUACACACUAAUCGUUUAACCAGUGUUGAGGGGGGGAUUUUUAAAGGCCUUUCCAAGUUAACAAAAAUAUCUUUGAAGCACAAUCAAAUACAGUACAUUCCCAUAAAACUCUUGGAUGGCAUAUCCCAUUUACAUAACCUGGAGCUUCAAAACAAUUUGCUACCAAACUUGCCAAAAGAAUUCCUAAAAUCUUUGUUGAUGGUUGAUAAAAUUAAUAUUUUACAAAAUCCAUGGAGGUGCAAUCGUGACAUAAUACCUUUUCGGGAUUGGCUAGAACAGUAUCCAGAGAAAGUGAAUAAUCUCACUUCAGUUGUGUGCAAUAGUCCUCAACACCUAAUUGGCAGAAACGUUAGAGAGCUGAAGGAGGGUGACAUCAUUGUCACCCAACCACCAUCUGUGACAGCUGUUGAUAUUUCAUCAGACAGUACACAAGUGGAAAGUAAACCUACAGAUGAAAGACAUUUACUUCACUCUCCUACAGCCAAAAGGACCACCCCUGCUCCAUCACCAUACUCCACAACUCUACUAGAAGAGAUAAAGGAUACAAGUGGAGGUGAGACUGAGGGUCAGGGUGUGUCCAAAGACAAACUUAUUAUCAUUGUAGCCAUUGUCUGCACUGCUGUCAUUGUCAGUCUCAUUGCCUGUGUUUUAUGGCGGAGGAACAAGCGGGGCAGUCAAAACCUGGGCCGUCAAAGAAAGACAAACUCAGUUAUCUAGCAUUGUUUAAACUAUUCUGUAAAGAAUAAUUACAUUUAAGGUUGAAUUUUCACUGUUAGGCUGUGUUUGUGUUCCAAAUUAAUUUUUUGACAGUAUCUCAGUGGAUUAUUGGCCGAAGCAAUUUUUCCAUCAAUGGGCAAAGUAAACAAAACAAAACAAAACAAAUUGAAUGUUUUUUAUUGAUAUUUUCUGUUAUUAAAUGUGAAGUGUGUAAUGUUGAUGUUAAAAUACUUGUUAAAAAACUAUGUGUAGGUUGAUUUCCCCAAAAAGUGUGUUUGCUUCAGCGUCCUGGCCAGCCAUACACAGCAACAUUAACUCAACUGUUGAAAGCUGGUUGAAAACAAUGUUUAUUUUUGCAGUUCUGUUGGUGAUGCUGGUGGUGCAGAAAUUACACACUUAAGUUUCAAGUUUUAUGAAAUUCCUUUACAGCUUUCUUGAUCUAUAAAGCAAAAACAAAAAAAACAAAAAAACAAAAAUCAUUUUUUUUUUAAACUGUAUUAGAAAAUUGUUUACCAACAUUAAAAGAAUGAAAAUCACUGCUGAUGACAUAUGAUUUGAUGAGCAUAACCUUAUGAAUCCUCUCAGAUUUCAAAUAAAGGUACUGUUUUUUUUAA